GCGGCCUCAGCUGACAUUGUGACAGCUGUUGUAGGUGGAUGUCUGCGCGAAGCAGCAAACGCAAAGACAAGUGCAGGAUUUCCUUUGCCAAUCACAGUUUCACAAUGGGAGUCUUAUGUUUGUAUUAUUACUCCAGCUGUUUAUUUGUUUUUUUUGUUGGUAGAAGCUGCUGAAAGUUAAUGCCAGCACAUGUUUGGCAUCACUUGAAAUGCAGUUACAACUUCAUUUUUUUUAUUUGGACAGCAUGAAUGGAUUCAUUUCUCUCUUUGAGUGCUUUGUUUGGCUGGGAUGAUGGAGUUUGAUGUCACUGUUUAAUCUGAAAUCAUCCUUGUAAGCCUGACCUGUUCAUUUCUGUCUUUAGCAUUUGGCUGGUUUUAUCGAUAUGAAGGGAAACUGCCAUCAUUACGCAAGGUACUGUCAGCUGUGUGGGUUCAGUUUGCUGUGAUGUCUUCUUAUAGUGUUGGUUAGACAUUUAAAAUCAGGGCUUUUGCUUUUAACUUUAUUCACUAAGUGAAAGUGGUUUGCUAGGGUUUUUUUAUUCAUACACUGUGUGGUAUCACUAGGCUUUAUUUGCCUGCAGUGCUUUUGAGUUUGGAUUGGCAGAUUUGCCUGUCCCCGUUCCUUCCUUGUAUUCUGACUAACUGGUGAUAUGUCAGAAAGGAGACAAAAAGAAGAAAAAGAAGAAAGUGUCCAACACAGACACACUGCAGGAGCAGAGAAAAAACAAGAAGGAGAUGGAGUUUGAGCUGAAACUCGCCAAAGAGAAGGAAGAGAUGCACGAGCGAGAGAAGCAACUCAAGAUCAGUCGGCUGGUUCAGGAGGUUUCAGAGACGGAGAGGGAAGACUUAGAGGAGUCAGAAAAGGUGCAGCACUGGGUGGAGCGUCUAUGUCAGACACGACUGGAGCAGAUCUCGUGUGUGGAGAAUGAAUCCCCCGAGGUACAGAGUGAGACCUCCUCUGUCUGAAUGUAAUUUUAUAUGCAAUGUUUAAAAUACUGGUUAAAGAACAUAUAUACUGCUUUGAACUUCAAAGUUUGAAGGCACAGCAUCCCAACAACAAUGAGCAAGGUGGCAUUGGUUCACUCAUUUGCAUGGAACAAAAACAGGGAGACUGCACCAUGAGCUGAAUAUUAAAUGCAGUCAUUUGUUUGUUGAACAGAAUAUUCAGCCAGUCAUGUUUUUGUGUAAUUUGGUAGAAAAGUUCAGGCGGUAUUUUUUUCUUAAGGUGCAUUCAUUGUGAAAUGGUUUAAAAGGUGAAUUAACGUGAGGUGAAAUUUUUUUCCAUUUCAUUCUGACUUCUAAGCUCUCCCCGCCACGCUCCCCUGCUUCUGAGCCAAAAGUGAAGCGUUUCCCUGGUGGUCUUCACCUGGCCACCACUGAUCUGGACGACAUUAACCUGGACGAAGUGGAUCAG
Messenger RNA from Haplochromis burtoni (Burton's mouthbrooder), 1413 nucleotides. RefSeq names its product harmonin-like. Bases 735 to 965 code for a protein of 76 amino acids. The transcript is spliced from 2 exons. NCBI's taxonomy places the organism in Eukaryota, Metazoa, Chordata, Actinopteri, Cichliformes, Cichlidae. The record is from RefSeq and is a predicted model, not a curated record.